Messenger RNA from Postia placenta MAD-698-R-SB12, 1539 nucleotides. RefSeq lists its product as hypothetical. The coding region runs from base 1 to 1539 and encodes 512 amino acids. The record is from RefSeq and is a predicted model, not a curated record. The transcript is spliced from 11 exons. Lineage: Eukaryota; Fungi; Basidiomycota; Agaricomycetes; Polyporales; Adustoporiaceae. Gene Ontology annotation, molecular function: monooxygenase activity; oxidoreductase activity, acting on paired donors, with incorporation or reduction of molecular oxygen; iron ion binding.
AUGGACCCGCCAUUCAUCUCCGUGUGUCUUUGCGUAUUUUUGGUCUCAAUAGUUGCUUUGCAACUUGGCAGACGACUACAUCGCUUCCCUAUGCCUCCCGGUCCGCGUAGGGUUCCAAUCAUCGGAAAUGCCUUGCAGAUGCCCCGCGAGCGCGAAUGGGUCAAGUUUGCUGAGUGGGCGAAAGCAUACGGUGGCAUCGUCCAUCUCUCCGUUUUCAGCACGCAUUUCAUUGUCUUGAGUGAUGCGGGCAUCAUAUCCGAAUUGCUCGAGAAGCGGAGUGCUAUCUACUCUGAUAGACCGUACUUCCCUCUGGCCAGCGGGUUGAUUGGUUAUGACAAAUUUAUUAUUUUGGAGCCCUACGGGCCCCGCCUACGGGAAGGACGAAAACUCAUCCUGAACAACAUCAACACGCGUAAUGCGGCUAUUUUGCACCCAGUACAGGUGUCAAAAAUGUUGCUGUUCUUGCGUAAGCUGUUUGAGGAUAGCGGCCACCUUCGCUUGCAUGUAAGAUGGCUGGUUGCUGCUGUCAUUUUCAAGAUAUCCCACGGUCGCGACAUACAAGACCCUGAUGACGCCUUCGUCAAACUCGUCGAAACUACAAAUGAAGACUUUGCUCUCUCUGUCAGACCUUUUGUCUAUCUAGUCGAUAGUCUGCCAUUCUUGAAGUAUGUACCCGAAUGGGUACCCGGAACCGGCUGGAAAUCUGUGAUCAGAGAAAGGCGACGUAUGCUACACAAGUUGCGCGACUAUCCGUAUGAAGUCGUGAAACAACAACUAGCUCAAGGCACAGCGCAACCCUCGGUCACGGCAUCUUUGAUAGAAGAAAAUCCUAAUCCGGAUCCGGAAGAGGAGGAGUUGCAAAAGACGUCAACAAGUAUCUUGUAUUCAGUGUUGACGAAUUCUCAGUCGGUCUCGGCAAUCGAAUCGUUCUUCUUAAUCAUGACAUUAUAUCCAGAAGUGCAAAACAAAGCGCAGGCUGAGCUCGAUAGCGUCGUCGAGGCCGGAAGACUUCCAGACUAUGGCGAUAGAGACAAGCUGCCUUACAUUGAUGCCUUGAUCAAGGAAGUUCUGCGGUGGAACCCCGUGCUCCCGCUAGCUCUUCCACAUAGUCUUAUGGAGGACGACACAUAUCGAGGCUACCACAUACCGAAGGGUGCUACUGUGCUAGCCAACAGCUGGGCCGUGAUGCACGACCCUGCGCUCUAUCCCGACCCCUUCGAGGUGAAGCCAGAGAGAUAUCUGAGCGAUCAAGGUGCUCUGAACCCCGACCCCCGGCAGUUCGCCUUCGGUUAUGGAAGACGUGUCUGUCCUGGACAGCUACUAGCUGAGGACACGCUCUUUCUUCUGAUAGCAUCGGUAUUGUCAACGAUGAACAUCACGAAACCGAUAGGCUCUGACGGCCUACCUAUUGACGUCAACGUCGAAUAUACCUCCGGGGCCAUAAGCCAUCCCACCUCCGUACAGUGUAACGUCACUGUACGAUCAGCGGAAUCUGAAAGGCUCAUUCUCACCAACGCGAGCCGUGAUGGAGAGGCUUGA